Messenger RNA from Capsella rubella, 955 nucleotides. Its product is annotated as CASP-like protein 2B2. The record is from RefSeq and is a predicted model, not a curated record. The transcript has 3 exons. NCBI's taxonomy places the organism in Eukaryota, Viridiplantae, Streptophyta, Magnoliopsida, Brassicales, Brassicaceae. Bases 125 to 727 code for a protein of 200 amino acids.
GCUGCUGCUACUGCUAGCCAACUAACAUCAAACCAAUAUUUUUUUGUUUCUAUCUAACAGUUUCUCUCAAUUCUCACUAAAAGUUUCCAUCUUUCAUAUAUACAAAUCAAAAUUAGGGGCAAAGAUGAGUUAUAUAGGAGUCGGAAUCAGUCCAAGAAACGUCGCCGGAACCGGAAGUACCAAAAUGAAGCUGAUUGAUCGGAAAGUGAGAGUGGCAGAGUUGAUUCUGAGGUGUUCUGUUUGUGCCCUCGCUCUUGUCGCUGCGAUUCUCAUUGUUACAGACGUCCAAGUGAGAGAGAUUUUCAUGAUCAAGAAAAAAGCCAAAUACACCAACAUGAAGGCGCUUGUGUUUAUGGUGGUCGUUAAUGGGAUAGCCGCGGGUUAUUCUUUGGUUCAGGCGGUUCGUUGCGUGGUGGGUUUGAUGAAAGGAGACGUUUUGUUAAGUAAGCCUCUGGCUUGGGCCAUUUUCUCCGGCGAUCAGGCGGUAUCGUACUUGUGUGUGGCGGGGGUUGCAGCAGCGGCGCAGUCUGCGGCCUUUGCAAAGCUGGGUGAGCCAGACCUUCAAUGGAUGAAAAUAUGCGGUAUGUAUUGGAAGUUCUGUAUCCAGGUAGGUGAAGGAAUAGCCAGUGCCUUGUUCGCUUGCGUCGGAAUGGUUUUGAUCUCUUGCAUCUCGGCUUUCGGUGUCUUCCGUUUAUAUGGCGGAAGCAAAACCCGGCAAAGCUCAUGAAGGCCUGUAUUGGGUGGUUUUGGACCUACCUUGUUUAGUUUAAAGAACUCGUGUGUUAAUGUUGUGGUUUGUGUUCUCUUAUCUUAGUGUGUAUACUGUCUAUUACUACUUUCACCACAAUCUCAAGCUGCUCUAUAAAUGUAAUCAUCAUUUCAUCACAAUUUGGUUGGUUUGUAUGGAUCACGUGUAGCUUUUUUAAAACACAAACAAUGACAAUGUUUUAGUCUA